UUUUAAGCCUUAUUGACCAAAACAAAUUUAUAAACUCAAAAACUCUUCCUAGUUUCUCUCUGAAAUUUUGCAAUGAUUUCAAGCUCUAAAGAAAUAAUCCAUGAUUUCCCACCUUUCUUCAAAGUUUACAAAGAUGGCACCAUAGAGAGAUACAUAAUUGCAGACUAUGUUCCAACGGGUCUCGAUCCAACAACCGGAAUCCAAACCAAAGACGUCGUGAUUUCGCCAGAAACCGGCGUAAAAGUCCGGCUUUUCAUCACAAAAUUGGACGGCCCAAAUAAAAAGCUUCCAGUUGUGGUCCACUUCCACGGUGGUGGCUUUUCCAUUGGAUCAGCCUUUGACACACCAGCAAACAACUUUCUCAAGUUUUUGGUCUCUCAAGUUGAGAUUAUAGCCAUAUCCAUUGACUACCGGCUGGGCCCAGAAAACCUUCUUCCAAUUGCCUAUAAUGACUCAUGGGAGGGACUACAGUGGGUUGCUAGCCACUCCCUUGGGCUAGGUCCCGAGCCAUGGCUUAACGAAUAUGCGGAUCUUGGACAAGUUUUCUUGGCAGGUGAGAGCGCCGGAGCUAAUAUAGCCCAUCACGUGGCAAUCCGAGCUGGCACUACUGGAUUGGUUGGUUCUAAAGUUAUCGGGGCCCUAAUAGUGCAUCCAUUCUUUGUAGGCAAAGAAGUUGAUGAAAUGUACAAGUAUAUCUGUCCAACAAGUAGCGGAUGUGACGAUGACCCGAAAUUGAACCCGAGCGUGGAUCCGAAUUUGAAGAGUAUGGGGUGUGAUAAAGUGCUGGUGUUUGUUGCAGAGAAAGAUAGGCUUAGAAAUUUAGGUGUGGGCUACUACGAGAGUUUAGUCAACAGUGAGUGGCCUGGGAAAGUCGAAUUAUACGAGACUUUAGGGGAAGAUCAUUGCUUUCAUUUGUUUAAUCUCAACAGUGAGAAGGCCAGGGCCCUGAUGAAGAAAAUGGUUGAUUUCAUCACUCAAUAUUGAACACUCCAUAAUGUUCUUGUUGAGGAAAUAUAUAUGUUGUCCCGUCCCCUAAAUAUUAUUCGAGUGUUGUAACAAUAAAUAAUAAUGUCUUGUACCCAAUUUAAUUUUUGUAAAAUAAAUAUUAUUCAGCUUUGCAUUUGCCA
This is a messenger RNA of Mangifera indica (mango), 1127 nucleotides long. RefSeq names its product probable carboxylesterase 4, mitochondrial. Lineage: Eukaryota; Viridiplantae; Streptophyta; Magnoliopsida; Sapindales; Anacardiaceae. Bases 73 to 984 code for a protein of 303 amino acids. The transcript has a single exon. Gene Ontology annotation, molecular function: hydrolase activity. The record is from RefSeq and is a predicted model, not a curated record.